Pieris macdunnoughi is the source of this 1746-nucleotide messenger RNA. NCBI's taxonomy places the organism in Eukaryota, Metazoa, Arthropoda, Insecta, Lepidoptera, Pieridae. The record is from the annotation of a GenBank genome assembly.
AUGCAUAACCAGAAAAUAUAUUAUACUAUUGAACUGCUUGCAGCCUCAUCGUCCCUAACGAUAUCAUGUGUGAUGCCGCGACUGAAGCACGGCCGAGUACGUCUGAAGCAGAGGGCCAGAAUCGCUAAGUUCGAUUGUCAAACGAAGUACCAACUUGUUGGCAACGUGUAUACCUAUUGUCGUGAUGGAGAAUGGGAUGUACCAUUUCCCGUUUGUGUUCGGCCCGGUUGUACGGUUCCUUCAAUCAAGAAUGGAGUUAGAAUGAGCCAGUUUGAAGAUGCCUGGAUCACGUACUUCUGUAUGCCAGGCUUCCAGCUCGUGGGCUCCCAGGUCAUCUACUGUGAUGGGACCAGGUGGAAUGCCUCUGCUCCGACCUGUGUUGCUACAGAUACCGUAGAGAGUCCCAAACUUAGCUGUGACUUUGAGAAUCCAGACCUCUGUGGAUGGAGGCAGGAUGAACUCCACGAUUUUGACUGGAGACGGCUGAAUGGUAACACACCAAGCACAUUUGUGUAUACGGGUCCUUCUUACGACCACACAUUGGGGAAAGGCAAAACUGGGUAUUAUAUGUAUAUAGAAAGUACAUCAAGAUUAGAAAAUGACACAGCGCGUUUCAUAUCACCGAUUUAUGAUACUUCAUAUGCAAAGGACGGGUGCUUUUCGUUUUGGUACCACAUGUUUGGAAAAACGUGCGGUGGAUUAAGAGUUUACCAGAAACCCGACAGUGUUGACAUAACUACUAUGCGUCAACCAGAGAACCGAGAUAAAUAUAUUCUAUUCGAGCAAUGGGGAAAUCUCGGUAACUUCUGGUUCCAAUCGGUAACGAAUCUCACUGAUGUCUCGGAAAGCUUCCAAAUUAUAAUAGAAGGCAUCCGGGGUUCAAGUUACACAAGUGACAUAGCCAUUGAUGACGUCUCGAUACUUCAAGGGGAGAAUUGCACUAAAGCAGCCAUGUCUGCUGUUACACCCAGUCCUCCUCUAGAUAUACCUGACACGUGUGUUGGACGCUGCUCGGUGUACGACCCAACGGCGGAAUCUCCUCAUAUGAGAUGUGGCUGUUCCAUCGCUUGCUUCUCCGAUCAUAACUGCUGUCCAGACUUCUUCGACGCCUGCAUUUUUGCGCCUGAUUCAACGAUGUUGGACGAAGUAUCUGCAAAUACAGAAGAAGCACCUCAAACGCAAAAACUUAUACAAACUACGCCUCAAACUACCUCGAAAUCUACAACCACUUCUACUACCACCACUACCACUACUACAACUACUACAACUACAACUCCCAAACCAACUACUAGGAGAACUAAACCGACAACUCCGAAACUGACAACACGAAAAAUAACCACAACCACUAAACCUCCACCCAAAACGACUCGUAUUUUAACCACUAAAACUACUAAACCAACCACUGUAACUACUAGAAAAACCACUAAAGUGUUUACAACAACUCCAAGUUCUCAUGGUAUAUCAAGAACCAUAGAUAACCAUAAUACAUAUCAUGAAUUAGUGGAAAAGGCGAAGAAGGAACAACGUAUUGAAACAAAAACGCUUCAUAGAGAAGAAACUGCCAAAUCGGGAAGCGCGUGGAAAAUCGUCCUAAUAUUAGGUAUAAUACUAUGCGCUGGUGGUGGUGUAUGGUUAUUAUACAUGGGGCGUUCGGUGCGCGGACGCAUCGCAAUCGCGCGGUUACGAAGCCGCGGGCAGAACGACCAAGAAGUCAGAUAUCUGUCUACUGAUGUUGAUGAUGAUUAA